Molecule: messenger RNA, 1954 nt
Organism: Purpureocillium takamizusanense
Lineage: Eukaryota; Fungi; Ascomycota; Sordariomycetes; Hypocreales; Ophiocordycipitaceae
Gene: MSP1
Product: mitochondrial dynamin GTPase Msp1
Exons: 4
Coding region: 416-1693 (425 amino acids)
Cellular component (GO): mitochondrial outer membrane
Molecular function (GO): ATP binding; ATP hydrolysis activity
Source: RefSeq, a predicted model, not a curated record
CACACUUGCGGCAUGCGCCAGUGAAGCUGCGGCGACAGACACAAUCUCUCAACGAACCCUCCUCUGAUUUCCUCGCCGACUAGGAACCACCCCGCCUCAUCAUCGCGCCCGCCUGCUCGAGAUCGCAGCAGUAUUUCCCAACAAUUCAGGACUUCCGGCGAAGUGCAACGAUUGUUUCGGCAUUCUCCAUUCGUGUGGCCUAGCGUGCGGCCUCGACUUCAUCGCCCACAAAGAUCGUAGCAUAUUUGACGGGCUCCUGACGCACGCCAGUGGAAGCCAUCUUCAGGAGGUCUAAACGAGCCAGUUCACCAUCGCCCCCACCUCUGCGUACUAUCGCUGCGUCUGGUCCUCCCUUGGCGUCGCGUAACGGUCGAGGCCCUGCCUCGUGCUCAACUUUGUGUCGGCAGGCUGCCUGAUGCCCGACCAGUCGGCCCCCUGGCUGCGCUGGCUUGUCGGCAUGGGGGAACGACGGAGACUUGGCGAUGUCGCCAUGGACGUGUUGCUCUUUGCAGGCAUGAUGACAGCCGGCCUUUAUGUAGCCCGUAACUUCCUCAACCCAAUAUUGAGCAACCUGGCGGAUCCAGAAAAAGAGAAACAUGAGCAGGCGCGACGUCAAGCCAAGGCUCAUUUAGAGCGACUAAAUCGCCAGCGAAGCCUAGAACAAGAUGAGGACGACGGAGCUGACGGCUCAAGGAGAGGGCCGCGUGUCGAGGAGCUCGUCCUCAACGAAUAUGAGAACCUGAUCGCGUUAGAGAUGGUGGCGCCCCAGGAUAUCCAUGUCGGGUUUGACGAUAUCGGAGGCCUCGAACUUAUCAUCGAAGAGCUCAAGGAGUCGGUCAUUUACCCACUAACGAUGCCCCAUCUCUAUUCUCAUGCUGCGCCGCUGCUCUCGGCCCCUUCAGGAGUCUUAUUGUUUGGCCCUCCGGGAUGUGGCAAGACGAUGCUCGCCAAAGCCUUGGCUCACGAAAGUGGUGCCUCGUUCAUCAACUUGCACAUCUCGACAAUGACGGAGAAGUGGUAUGGCGAUUCCAACAAGAUUGUCCGCGCCGUUUUCUCGUUGGCCCGGAAGAUGCAGCCCGCCAUCAUCUUCAUUGACGAGAUUGACGCGGUGCUGGGCACGCGACGCAGCGGGGAGCAUGAAGCCAGCGGCAUGGUCAAAGCUGAGUUCAUGACUCUGUGGGACGGACUGACAUCGGCGAACGCGUCGGGCAUGCCGGCACAAAUCGUUGUUCUAGGGGCGACAAACCGAAUCAAUGACAUUGAUGAGGCCAUCCUGAGGCGCAUGCCGAAGAAGUUUCCAGUGCCCCUGCCGGGCCAGGAGCAGCGCCGCCGCAUCCUGCAACUCAUCCUGCAGGACACGAGAACUGACCCCGAGGAUUUCGAUCUCAACUACGUCGCCAAAAUCACGGCGGGAAUGUCCGGAAGCGACAUCAAAGAGGCGUGCCGGGACGCGGCUAUGGCACCUGUCCGAGAGUAUAUGCGGCAGCACCGGGCAGAAGGUCGGCGCAUGGCGGCCGUGGACGCGUCGCAGAUUCGCGGCGUUAGGACGGACGAUUUUUACGGACGACGGGGUGGGCAGGCACCGGCUCGCGUUCCGGACACGAAGAGGCCAGCACAGGCAGCUCCUAGAGAGAAAAACUCGAGCGACGAGUACGAAGACGUGGAUGAGCCAAUUGCGGAGGAGCAGGACUAGGAUGGACAGGCACGCAAGAGUGAAGCAGGGUCGCGGGCAAUGCAGGGGGGUAAAAUCACUGCACAUGCCCUUUGUGAGGGCCAGCGAUCCUACGUGCGAGCUACAAUACGGCACAGUACAGCACAGCAUAAGGUAGUGAUCAAUAAAGACGUGCCAAGAUGGAUUGUGCCUUUACUGCGCCAGUUCUGCCGGCCAACGGGUCAUGAACCCGUGCCAUCGAAGAUGCUGUGCACUCAGGAGGUAUGCAUGUGCAGCACCGAC